AGUGAAGCCAGGAAGCAAAGACUUGAGGCUUUGAAAGCCCAGAGUCUGGAAAUGGAACGUGAGGCGCAGGAGCGUGAGAAGCGUGCCGAGGAGAGAAGGAAGGCGCGUGAGGAACAACUCAAACAAUUGCAGGAGCAGGAGAAGAAGGACGAGGAGGAGCGACAGAGGCGACGUGAGGAAAGGAGGCGUCUGAGGGAGGAAGAGGACAAGAAACUUAAGGACGACAUCACAAAGCUUGAAGAUGAGCGCAAGAGCAGAAUGACCAAGGAUAACAAGCCAAAGGACACCUCGUCGUUGUCCACCACACCAACCGCCACUGGCACAUCAUCCCCAUCGGUUCCAGCUGUCGAUGAUGAAGACGCCGAACUAAAGAGAAUCAGAGAGGAGAGAGAAAAGAGACUCGAGGAACGAAGGCGACAACGUGAGGAGGCCCAGAGACAGCUGGAGGAGGAGGAGAAGAAGCUGGCCGAAGAGCGCGAGAAGAGAAGAAAGGAGCGACAGCAACAACAACAGCAGGCAGAGGAGGAGAAGAAGAAGUUGGACGAGGAGAAGGCCGAGAGACGUCGCGCGGAGAAGGAGGCAGAGGACAGUGAGCAAGCUGCAGAGGAUGAAAAGAAGAGAGUGGCCUCUCAACAGGCCGCGGAGGAGGAUGAAAAAAAUCGUCUGGCUGCUCAACAAGCCGCUGAUGAGGAAGCCAAGCGACAGGCUGCUGCUGCAGAGGAUGAGAGAAAGCGUGUCGUUGCACAACAGGCCGCGGAAGAGGAAGAGAAGAAGCGACUGGCUGUCCAACAGGCUGCUGAAGAGGAGGCCAAGCGACUGGCCGCUGAACAACAGGCUGCUGAUGAGAAGAAACGUCUGGCCGAACAACAAGAGGAACAAAGACGUCUGGCGGAGGAAAAGGAGAAGGCAAGACUUGCACAACAGGCAGCAGAUGAAGAGAAGCAGAGAUUGGCCGCACAACAAGCCGCCCAAGCUGCCGAAGAGGAACAGAGACGACUCGCCGCACAACAGGCCGCCGAAGUGGAGGAGAAGAAACGUCUGGCUGCACAACAAGCCGCUGAUGAGGAAGAAGAGGCAAAGCGUCAGGCUGCAGAGGAUGAGAAGAAACAUCUGGCAGCACAACAAGCCGCUGAGGAGGAAGCCAAGAGACUGGCCGCUGAGAAACAGGCUGCCGAUGAAGAGAAGAAGAGAUUGGCUGCUCAACAGGCCGCUGAAGAGGAACAGAGAAGACAUGCCGCUGAGGAAGAGAAGAAGCGUGUGGCCGCACAACAAGCCGCGGAGGAAGAACAAAGACGACAGGCUGCUGAGGACGAGAAGAAACGUGUUGCUGCUGAACAGGAGAAGAUACGUCUGGCCGCUGAGGAAGAAGCAAAGCGUCAGGCUGCAGAGGAUGAGAAGAAACGUGUUGCAGCCGAACAGGAGAAGGCACGUCUGGCCAUUGAAGAGGAGAACAAGCGACUGGCUGCUCAACAAGCCGCUGAAGAGGAACAGAGACGUCAGGCUGCAGAGGAAGAGAAGAAGCGACUGGCUGCUCAACAAGCCGCUGAAGAGGAACAAAGACGACAGGCUGCUGAAGAUGAGAAGAAGCGCGUGGCGGCAGAGGAGGAGAAGAAACGUCUAGCUCAACUGGCCAUUGAUGAAGAGAAGAAGCGAGUGGCCGCACAAUUGGCCGCAGAUGAGGAGAAGAAGCGUGUUGCCGCACAACUGGCCGCAGACGAGGAGAAGAAGCGUGUGGCCGCACAACUGGCUGCAGAUGAGGAGAAGAAGAGAUUGGCUGCAGAGAAGGAGAAGGAGGAGGAGGAGAAGAAGAAGAGUCUGGCCGCCGCCGCUGCCGAGAAGCAACCAUCAAUCAAAGUCACCGAUCAAUUCAAGUCAAACUUGGACAAGCAGCUCAAGGAGAAGUUGGAGGCGCCACAGGAGAUGAAGCCCACUGCUGACGACGAAUAUAUCGCACAGAAGCUGACUAGCAUCACAUUGGACAGAGCCAAGAUCAAGGGCAGGAAGCUGCCAAGCAAGCAUCACAGGGCGUCGAUCGCCAUCGAUCCCUCCACCUCGUCCGCUGCGCGCUCCAAGCGCUCAAACAGCGACGACUCGUCUGCAACCUCAGUGCUCUCACAGGCACUCGAGGCCAACCGCGAGACACAACAAGAGAGCACGUCCUCGCCAGCACGACCAAAGAUCGUCAUGCCACCAGGCGCCGCCGGACUGAUGAGCGGCAUGGCUGCCCUCGCCCUGGAGGCCCAAAAGAAGAAGCAGGAGAAGGAUGCCGGCAAGGCCAGUUCAUUUCUUGUCACCAGGCCCAAAGUAGUGGACGAGCCAGAGGCACCCACCUUUGUCAAGGGUCGCUCGCAGAGUGUCUCUGUGUCGUCAACAUUGAAGAGCGAUCCAUCCAAGUUCCUCGUGCACAAGAAGGCUGUGGACACUUACGCCGGCCUGCGCACCCGUCUGAUCCAAUGCAAGGGCAAGAAGAGAAUCCUCACGAGGGAGGUCGAGGUCAGCACAAAGUCACUCAACAAGACCGACUCCUUUGUUCUGGACUGUGGCAUUGAGAACAGUGGACUGGGCGGCGAGUCGGUCGACUCCAACGCUCACUCCAACAUCUACGUGUGGUACGGAUCAAAGUCAUCGGCAGCCAAGAAGUCCAAGGCCGUGGGUAUCGCUGAGAUCAUCAAGAGCCACGAGCGUGGCGGCCACGCCACCAUCCACAAGAUUGACGAAGGCGACAAGGACUCUGUUGAGUUCUUCCGCAGGAUCAAUGGCAAGUUCGAGGACUCAAUCGCAGCCGACGGCGGCGACGACCUCGAAGCCGAACAGACCUGGGUCACCCUCUACUCGCUGCUCAAGUACGACCAGGCCGCAGACCAGCUGGUCGCCGUCGAUGCCCCCGCACUCAGCAUGGAACUGCUCGCCUCCGACUCAUUCUUUGUACUCGACACAGUCAGCGAGUACUACGCCUGGUCGGGCCGCAACGCCGACCUGCCAACCUACAAGGACAAGUUCGUCGCCAAGGCCAAGGAGAGGAUGUCCGCCAGCGCCCAGCGUCCCAGCUGGGUCGAGAUAGUGGUCACAUCCGAGGGUGGCGAGCCCGUGAUGUUCCGCGAGAAGUUCUUUGACUGGCCCGAUCUCAGCCACGAAGUGUCGCUCAGUCGCAUGGGCUUUGGCAAGGCUCGCACCUUUGACGUCAGCAUCCCCUACGAGAAGAAAGCACCAGCCAAGAUGAGCAGGUUCGAUAUACAAGAGAUGGUCAACUCAGAGCCGCCCGAGGAGGCACCACACCGCAGCGAUGGCAGUGGCACCUACGAGAUGUGGUACGUCGAGAACAACAAGAUACAUCCCAUCCCCAAGGAGGAGUACGGCCAGUUCUACAGCAGCUGUUGCUACCUCAUCAAGUACACAUACACACGCUGGAACGCCCUGCGCUACAUCAUCUACAUCUGGCAGGGUCUGGACGCCUCGCGCCAAGAGGUCGGCAUGUCGACCCUGCUGUCCAAGGACAUGUACAUUGCCACAUGCAACGAUGGCGACUGCUUCCAGGAGGCCAUCCGCCAAGGUCGCGAGACCGUCCAGUUCUCGAUGAUCUUCAACGGCAGGAUGGUCGUGCACAGAGGUGUGCGCGGCGAGUACGACUUCAAGUCCAAGCGUCUGUAUCACGUGCAUGGCAAGCGUGACACCACCAACUUUGCCAUCCAGAUGUCAAGGAUGACCGCUGCAGCACUCAACUCGCGUGACAUCUUCUUUGCAACAGACUCCAACACAACCUACCAAUGGGUGUCAAAGGGUGCCUCCAAGGUACUGAAGGAGCAAGCCGACAAGAUUGCACCAUUGAUCGUCAACUCACCCUCCAAGUCAGCAACAGUGAUCAACGAAGGCAGCGAGCCUGAGGAGUUCUGGAAGAUGCUCGGAGGCAAGCACACCUACGCCAACGGUUCAUACCUUCUGAAACCCAAGCAAACCAAGCUAUUCUCUGUAAACAACACUGGUACAAUCAUUAGAGCCGAUGAGAUAUUCAACUUUAAUCAAUAUGAAUUGCAAUCAAGUCGAUGUUACAUCUUGGACAACAAGGUCAUUAUGUAUGUUUGGGCUGGAUCAAAGGCACCAGAGAAGGAGAAGAAGAGGGCCAUGGAGAUCGCCUUGGAGUAUCUCGAGGCAUUGAAGGAUGGACGUAAACAAGACGCUGUCAUCUUUAUCAAGGAGAAGGAAGAGCCAGUUGACUUUACCUGCGAGUUCCAUGCAUGGGAUACAUUCCGCUUCCUUUCAAUCAAUCAUACUAACAUGGCCAACACUCAAUCAAUCAUUAUAUUACAGAGCAACAAUAUACCAGAUGUGGACGAGGCAACAAAAGGAGAGUCAGCAGCUACGUUGUUGAAGAAGUAUUAUCAGACUCUGCCAUUGGAGGAAUUGAUGAAGAAGAACACACCACCAGAGAUUGAUCGAUCAGUACUGGAGAUGUACCUAUCUGAACAAGACUUCCAAAAGGUGUUGGGCAUGCAGAGGGCUGAAUGGGACCUACUGCCAGGCUGGAAGAAGACGGACAGGAAGAAGAGUGUAGGAUUAUUCUAA
Molecule: messenger RNA, 4560 nt
Organism: Acytostelium subglobosum LB1
Lineage: Eukaryota; Evosea; Eumycetozoa; Acytosteliales; Acytosteliaceae
Exons: 7
Biological process (GO): cytoskeleton organization
Molecular function (GO): actin filament binding
Source: RefSeq, a predicted model, not a curated record